AUGCACUGGCACGGCCUAACGCAAGGUGCCUAUCCAUUUUCGGAUGGCACGCCACAAGCCAGUCAAUGGCCAAUUCCCCCCAACCACUUUUUCGACUACGAGCUAAAGAGUCCCAAUGGCACAGCUGGGACUUAUAUGUACCACUCUCACGUUGGAUUCCAGGCCAGUACAGCGGCAGGACCACUGAUUAUUAUCGAUCCUAUAACUGCGCCGUACAAAGUAGACGGCGAAAGAGUCAUCUUAUUACAGGAGCUCUUCAACAAAACAGACCAAGAAAUUCUAACUGGUUUGGAAUCUACACCGGUUAAGUCGGCUGGUAACCCAAAUACGUGGUUGGUCAAUGGUAAGGGAAUAAGCGACUACGGCAUUACCAACUCUUCAUCUGCAUCCCUAGAUGUGAUCGAGGUCGAACCAGGCAUGACGUAUCGUUUUCGGUGCGUAGCUGCGACGUCUACUUCUCUUGCGAUGUUUGGCUUCGAGAACCAUACAGAGCUUGAUAUCAUUGCAGCAGAUGGAGAUUAUACAAAGCCUUCUAGGGUACACGUCGUGCAAAUAGGCUCCGGUCAGCGGUAUGAUGUGCUGUUUAAGAGCAAGACAUGCGACGAGUUACGGCAAUUGCGGAAGCUAGACUACUACAUGCAAGUCGAGAGACGGGAAGAUACGAACAUCACCAGCUACGCAGUUUUGCGAUACAAGAAUUCGUGCGGACCCGAUGCAAUGUUUGAAGACCGCUUAUCGCUCGCCAGGAAUCCGACAACGAGCCCAGUAAACUUGCCGCCAACAAUCAAUGGAUAUCUCGAUUAUGCCUUGACGCCACUUAGAGACGAUGGUAAUUUUCCGCAAGCUAAUGAAGUAACCCGUCGCGUCAUUAUCAACGUUCAACAGGUCAAGAGAGGGUACCAACUAUGGACCCUUAAUAACAAUACGUGGACGGAAGACGCUGCAGACCCUCUCCCGCAUACAACGCCAUUCGAACCAUACUUAGUAGCGUUGUACAGAAAUCAGACCCAAUAUCUGCCUAACUACAACGCAUCCUUGCUUAAUGGAGGUUUAGAUCCCAGCACGAGAACUUACCCGGCAAAGAUAGGGGAGGUUAUUGAGAUCGUUUUCCAGAAUCUAGGAUCUGUUGAUUACAAUGGAACCUCAAAUGGUUCGCUAGACAUCCAUCCCUGGCACGCCCACGGGUCUCACUAUUGGGAUAUUGGCGGCGGAGACGGUGCCUGGAGUCCCGCCACUGCUGAAAAGCAACUUGCGGGCACAGUACCUGUACGAAGGGACACGACGAUGCUCUACCGGUACAACGAGACGACGGACCCUGGAGCGAAGAGUGGAUGGAGGGCAUGGAGGCUACGUAUUGACCAACCCGGCGUAUGGAUGGUACAUUGCCACUUCCUACAACACAUGAUCGGAGGCAUGCAAACAGUAUGGGUGCAUGGGAACGCAAGUGAUAUACUUCGGGUCGGGCAGCCAGACGUUCAGGGAUAUUUGACCUAUGGGGGAGAUGUAUAUGGAAAUAGUAGCCAUGCUCCACGCGUUUUGCAUUUUCACGAGUUGCAAUAG
Pochonia chlamydosporia 170 is the source of this 1560-nucleotide messenger RNA. RefSeq names its product multicopper oxidase. Bases 1 to 1560 code for a protein of 519 amino acids. NCBI's taxonomy places the organism in Eukaryota, Fungi, Ascomycota, Sordariomycetes, Hypocreales, Clavicipitaceae. Gene Ontology annotation, molecular function: copper ion binding; oxidoreductase activity. The record is from RefSeq and is a predicted model, not a curated record. The transcript is spliced from 2 exons.